AUGAACGGCGACUUUCAAGAUGGCGGCGGAGGGAGGAGGGAAGGAGACGAACGAGAUUAAAACGCAAUUCACAACCCGGGAAGGCGUCUACAAACUCCUAACGCACUCCGAGUACAGCCGCCCGAACCGGGUGCCCUUCAAUUCGCAGGGUUCCAACCCCGUCAGGGUCUCUUUCGUCAACGUCAACGAUCAGUCGGGCAACGGCGACAGGAUCUGCUUCAAUGUGGGCCGGGAGCUCUACUUUUAUAUCUACAAAGGUGUGAGAAAGGCUGCCGAUCUGAGCAAGCCUGUAGACAAGCGGAUAUACAAAGGCACGCAGCCCACGUGCCAUGACUUCAACCCUCUCACGGCCACCGCUGAGAGCGUCUCACUGCUGGUGGGCUUCUCGGCGGGCCAAGUGCAGCUUAUUGACCCAAUCAAAAAAGAGACUAGCAAGCUCUUCAAUGAAGAGAGGCUAAUCGACAAGUCGCGCGUGACCUGCGUGCGAUGGGUCCCGGGUUCUGAGAGCCUCUUCUUGGUGGCCCAUUCGAGUGGCGCCAUGUACCUCUACAAUGUGGAGAACACGUGCGGCACGGCGGCGCCCCACUACCAGCUCCUCAAGCAGGGUGACAACUACGCUGUGCACACCUGCAAGAGCAAGUCGGGGCGCAACCCGUUACUGCGGUGGACGGUGGGCGACGGGGCGCUCAAUGAGUUCGCCUUCUCCCCGGACGGUAAGUUCCUGGCGUGCGCCAGCCAGGACGGGUACCUGCGGGUGUUCGGCUUCGACGCUGCCGAACUGCACGGCACCAUGAAGAGCUACUUUGGCGGCUUGCUUUGCGUGUGCUGGAGCCCAGACGGGCGCUACAUCGUGGCGGGUGGGGAGGACGACCUGGUGACGGUGUGGUCGUUCUCGGACUGCAGGGUGAUCGCGCGGGGACACGGACACAAGUCGUGGGUGAGCGUGGUGGCCUUCGACCACUGCACCACCAGCGUGGAGGACGGCAUCGGCAGCGACCCCCCCGCCGAGUUUAGCGGCAGCGAUGAGGACUUUUAUGAGCAUAUUCACUUUAGCGCUGGAAGAGAUCGGGCCAACAGCGCCCACUCCCGACUUUCCAAGAGGAACUCUACCGACAGUCGGCCCGUAAGCGUGACGUACCGAUUUGGGUCCGUCGGCCAGGACACCCAGCUGUGUCUGUGGGACCUGACUGAGGACAUACUCUUCCCUCACCUCCCUUUGUCUCGCACCAGGACUCACACUAACGUCAUGAAUGCCUCAAGCCCCUUGGGCAGCGCAGCAAACACUAUUUUCACUUCUGGCACCAACGGCAAAGACAGUGCUAGCAAUAGCAGCACCGGCGGCAACACGCCAAACUCCCUCCCGGGGACGCUGCCUCGGUCCAACAGCUUACCGCAAUCCUCCAACCCAGCCGGCGGAGGCGGCAGCACACCUAACAGUCACACAGGCAGCAGCAGCAGCAGUAGUAGCACCGCUGCAGUACCCGCCAAGGGCGGCGGCAGUAUCAUCGACAACGCCCUGAUCGCCGCCGGCGUGGGCAAGUUCGCCACGCUAUCGCUGCACGAGGCACGCAAGGAACGGCCGGAAAAGGAGCACAAGCGCAUGCACAGCGCCGGCCACAUUGGCAGCAAGAGCGGCGACAAGCUCAGCCAGCUUGGCCCCUUGCGGCCGCCGGGGACCAUAGGUGACACGGCCAAGACGCUGGGCACGACGCUGUGUCCGCACAUGGAGGAGGUGCCGCUGCUGGAGCCGCUGGUGUGCAAGAAGAUCGCCCACGAGAGACUGACUGUGUUGAUCUUCCUGGAGGACUGUCUGGUCACAGCCUGUCAGGAGGGCUUCGUUUGCACGUGGGCCAGGCCCGGCAAAGUGGGACUGCUCUCAUCUCAAAACAACCCUGCCAGCUCCCCCAGCGGAACCGUUGUAUAGCGCCCCCUACAGCCGACCACAGUGGCAGUGCUGUUUGACAAAGGAGCUUUAAGGUUUGUUUUUGGGGUUUUUUCAAAGGAAGGGCUGACUGGUUCACUGUUCAUGUGAGGGUGGCUGCUGUCUUGCCUGCGUUCUUCUCUGAGUGUUCUUCCCAUUUCUUUACAUGAUGUAUCAGGCCUCGGAAAGGGAAAAAUAUUUUUCAAGUGGCUGCAUAUCCUCUGCGAAUGGAGGUCGUACUUCCUUAAAUUACUCAAAGUGUAUUUGCACAAAUUUGGCAGCCCAUGCUCCCUGGUGUGACUUUUUUUUUUUUUUUUUUUAAAUCUUAACAUGAGCAGGUUUUGGAAGCACUUGGCUUGUCGGCACCCUUUGUCUCCCAUGUCUGAUGCUGCAAUCAUAUUUUUAUUAUUUAGGAAAACAAUGUUUGCACUUAACAGUUUGUUGUUUCAAGGAGGGCGGAUGUACUUUUUUUUGGAGUGUUCAAUAGAAUUAAAAGCCUUUGUACUUAUUGGUUUAAUAUGGUUUUCCACGACACGGGCUAUGUAUUAUAUGUAAAUAUUGUAAUGCAAUGAUUUAUGGAGAUUAUUAAUAGUUUAAAAAGCCUUUCUUUUUUUCUUUAGAAAAAAAAUAGAACUAUUUCUAAUACAGAAAAUCUAAUAUUAAAAUGAAUCUUGAAUAUG
Messenger RNA from Syngnathus acus (greater pipefish), 2601 nucleotides. It is a transcript of the gene wdr20b, whose product is annotated as WD repeat domain 20b. NCBI's taxonomy places the organism in Eukaryota, Metazoa, Chordata, Actinopteri, Syngnathiformes, Syngnathidae. Gene Ontology annotation, molecular function: protein binding. The transcript is spliced from 4 exons. The record is from RefSeq and is a predicted model, not a curated record. The coding region runs from base 20 to 1924 and encodes 634 amino acids.